AGAAAAUGAGCAAUUUGAUGAUCUACUGGGACAAGACUCUUUCUGAUAAGAUUGAGAAAAUCCUCCAGUAUCAUGGUUUACACACGACUGAUCGAUACCAAUUAGUGAUGAAGAUCAGGGAUCCAGAAAGAACCUGCAAUCUGUCGCAAAUAGACUUGAAAAGGAAUUUCUUGGCUCAAUUUGGAGAUCUUGCUUAUUAUGACUUCAAAGAUGCCAACACAGUUCAUAUAAAAUACAAAGAUCCUAUUGCUGCUUUCUAUUGCCAGCAGUUUUUGGAUGGGGAAUAUAUCACAAGUCUAAAGGCUAAUUUGAUAGUGAAAUGGAUUGACCAUAACUUCAAUGAGAGGAAACUCUCCAAGCGGGACUCUAAAGACCUCCGCAAACAAGCUGAAGAAACCCAACCAGAAAAACAAAGUUUGAGGAAAUUUGAAGAAGAGAAGGAAGAUCCUCGAGAUGCCUCCUCUAUGUCAAAAAUAAAAGAGGAGAAUAUGGUUAAAAUUAGGCAAAACUGGAUCCCUAGUAGCAUUCCAGUCAACACAAUGUUCUUCAAUGAAGCUGUUAAAGAUCCUGAACUUCAUGAAGGCAUUUCUCUAGAGAAUAAUAACCAUUACCCAAAUGCUUUUGAUGGGUCGAAACCACAUGAAAAUGGGACAGAUGUACAAACUUUUCAAGAAUCCACAAUCAAAAGAUGCUACUUUGAACUACAGAUAGAAGACAGAGAGUUCAACUUCAAACAGAGAAUCAUGGGUACAAUGGGCUGUAACAUGAAGAGAAUUGAAGAAAAAUGUAAUGUUGACAAUAAGGACUCCGUAAAACUCCGAUUUGUCACUAAAGAUCUAACCCAAGAGAAUGAUCAGGAGGAUGAUCAAGACGAUGAGCAGUACCAAGAAAUCCUUGCAGAUAUUCCGAAGAAUUCCUAUGGUGAUAAGUCUAAAACAAAGACGUAUUUGUUAGUUGAGUCCAAGAACUACCACGAUUAUACAAAAGCAGUGCUCAACAUCCAAGAAUUGCUCAUCAACGUUUAUGAAGACUAUAAGAGAUAUUGUGAAAAAUUAAGCAUAAAGCCAGUCUGAGGAGGUCUUAUUAAGAAAAUCGAAUCUAUUAAGGGCGAUAGGAAGACUGUCACGAGGGUCAUCAAGUCAUAAUAAUCCAUAAGUAAUCCAGAUGUGCCAUUUUAAG
Molecule: messenger RNA, 1179 nt
Organism: Moneuplotes crassus
Lineage: Eukaryota; Ciliophora; Spirotrichea; Euplotida; Euplotidae
Source: the annotation of a GenBank genome assembly